AUGUAUGAUAAUGAAUAUAUCAUCCCUCGUCCAGAGGAGAGCCAGUGGGCUAAGAAUAUUGAUAUGUUGCUGGAAGGUUCGACAUGCUGGCAAUAUCUUGUAAAGCUUAUUAGGGGACUCAGGACUGAGGAAGGUACCAACGCACUGCAGAAGCUGGUCGUCCUCUCAGAGUUUCCCUCUUCGGCUGUGGUUCUCUAUCUGCUAACACCUGUAGAAAGUAACAAAGCCAAUGAUAUAGGUGACAAUUUAGCCAGUAUACCUGAGUGUGCUUCCGUUGUCUCUCGCCAUCCGGAUACGCCGGUUCUAUGGAGCCCAGCCCUGGCACAGCUAAUUGGUCAAACCCAGCGCAAUCUCGACCUGAUUGGAACUGUCAGUGAGCUCGAAGAUCUGACUUCUACGCACCCAGUAGUUACGUUGAACUCUAACACUUGCUACAUCACGAGUCAAGAUGAAAACGUCGCAGUAUCAUACGAUGGAAGAGACAAUCCUACGCUGAGUACUCAGCCUGCGAGCUACGCUGUGGCCGUGCGAAAAUCUCCCCCAGACGGGCUGGGUAUUCUGAGAGAUCUAUUGUCAGGAACUUGGGAAUGUUUUCGUCCUUCCCCUCACCAUUUUAGAUAUACUCGUCAAAUAGCGCCAAUAUGUGAGCGUUAG
Messenger RNA from Aspergillus eucalypticola CBS 122712, 654 nucleotides. RefSeq lists its product as uncharacterized. The record is from RefSeq and is a predicted model, not a curated record. The transcript has 3 exons. Bases 1 to 654 code for a protein of 217 amino acids. NCBI's taxonomy places the organism in Eukaryota, Fungi, Ascomycota, Eurotiomycetes, Eurotiales, Aspergillaceae.